AUUAAAAUCGAAUCAAAAUUUUCAAUAUUGAAACAAAUAUUUUUCCAUCUGGAUUGUAUUUACUGUUGCGUGUGAUUAUUCAAAGUUUCGGAGAUGCAAAUGUAUUUGGAAAGUCGCCUAACGCGCAUGAUGGCGCUGAAGCGGCAAAUCAAGAAAGGCAGCGAGCAACUGGAGGAGCUUAAGCGGCGAGCCAAGCGUCGACACGGCCUGCUGCAGAAAAUCCGCGACAAGCUGCUGAACCAGCUGAACAGCGUGGUGGAUGAAAAAUUAACGCUCCACAAAUUGGCCUACAAGAAGCGCACGCGCCACACGCUGCACCGCAUGCUGGACAUGUACAGCAAGUGGGUUAAGAAGUGGCAAGAACAUCUGACGCAGCAGCGCAGACAGAUAAACGAGAAGCAGCAGCAAGGACUGCAGCUGAAGCGUCAACUGAAGAGGCUAACUAAACAGUUCUGGCGUCUGCCCAAUGCACAACAGCGCUUGGAGGAGAACUUUCAAAAUGUGGUGCAAGUAGCGCAGAGCUAUGCCGAGGCCAAGAACAAUCCACAUCUGCAGGAGCUGAUGCAUAUAGAAGUGGCAAAGAGUCAGAAGCAAUUGCUCAAGUUAAUGAGUGAGGCCAAGCAAACGAAGAGCAAGGGAAAAAGGAAAAGGCGGCGCAGCACAUCAGCAACUACAUCAAAGAUCAAGGUAGCCUCAGAGCUGGAGCAGAUGGCGCAACUGGCAAAACUUGCGGAUUUCACAAAGCUAACCAAGUCCUCAAAGCGCGGCAAGAAAAAAUCGAGACAACGCGCCAGGAAGCCAAGCAAGCUACAAAGCUUAAAUGGCAGUUUAAAACAUAAGCCCAAGGAUGAGAAACGCCUUUUGAAGUCUAAAAUCAAGGACAUUGCGCACGAGGAAAAGCUGAGCUUUAACCAAUUGGCCAAAGCAUAUGAUGUGAAGAUCAGAGACUCCACUUUGACCUUCGAUAUCAUUCACAAAUCUAAGAAGGCAGAUGCUGAGUCCAUAACCAGCAAGACUAAGCUGAGACCAGUGCUGUCUGCCGAAGAACCCAAAGCCCACAGGACGCUGUCAAUGACUGCGCCGACAGAAAAAUUCAUGCCCAAAUCAGCGCAUCGCAUAUCGGCGACCUUGAAUCCCAAGCGUUCGGUGCUGUUUUCAGAGAAUAGCAGCUCCGAUUCGCUGCUGGAUGAUCGAGGCAACCGACCGAAUCCGUUCGCCAAGCAAAUCAUGGAAAGCUUUCAUGGAGAUAACAACGGAUUUGCCUGGAUGCCAGGACCCGAGCAGUCCAUGGAGCAGUUUCGUGCGCUAUUGCGCGCCAAACUGAAUCCGCUGAGCGCCACCAACUUGCACGAUCCGACCAACGUGUCCGUUGAAUUCUUUCCCAGCAUGCUGGGCUUGGUUGAUGAAGUGAGGCACAAGACCGCCGUAGGCAGAGAUUUGUUUAAGAACUUAAACCAGAAGCAAAAAGGUCACAAGCAUCGCAAAGUGCAAAUGGAACUGAAGGAUGCUAUACUAGCCACCAGUGUGUUGGACUUGAUGGCCGACAAGGAGCGCAUUGUGCAAACCGUCGAAACGCAUUACAUGUGGGACAAUCUGGCCCAGCUCAAUGAGGAGCUGCAGGGCUCUGGCCUGUCCAAGGAGCGCGUGGCCAAUAAGCUCAAGGAGCAGUACAACAAGUACAUUACACAAAUUGUCACCGAUGAGCUGACCAAGGGCGCCAAAGCCGUGGUGCCCAAAGAGAAAUUUCUGCAGACGCCCAGACCAUCAAACGCCGCCACUCGACGCAGCUUCAACAACCUGCCGCUGAGCAGCGAUGAAGUCAACAAGCUGGCAACCUACUUCAGCCAGCCGCGCCUUGCCCAAACCGUCGACAUGCAGAACACCAACGACCAUCAGCAGCAAAAGGAAAAGGAGCUGGCCCAACAAAUGUCCGAAAUACGUCGUCGCCGUCUCUUCAAUCGUCUAUCUGAAUGCGAGAGCAGCUUCAGCUCAGUGGACAUUGAUCCCGAGGAGGCGCGUCGCACCAUCGAAAUGCGCUACAGCGCCGACGGCAUUAUGAGCAUUUGGCAAAUGCAUGUGGAGUACUUCGACAAUCUGGAGAUGACGCCGCUGCAGCAGCGUCUACAAGAGCGCAAAGAGUACAAAGCAGCGCUGCGGCAUGAAAAACGCGCAGCAGCCAAACGGAAGCGCUUGCAACGCCGUCAGCAGCGACUGCAGCAACGUCCGCUCGAGCGUCUCUUCUAUGAGCCGCGACGCACGCAUCGUUUGCAGCAGUCGCUGCUGGAUGAGCAGCCAGCACCAGCACCUGAGCCGUCCGCUUGUCCAGCUCAUAGCUGCAUUCGCUGCGGCGCAUGCAUGUCCAGCUCGCCACGCAGCUCCCGCAGCCACAGCAGUCUUAGCAGCAAUGGCAGCAGCUCUUGCCUCAGCUUGUCGAAGCAGUCGUUGCUGGCUUGUAGCAAGAACUCCCAGCUGCUGCGACUGACUGCCGACAUUUGCAGCUCUUGCGGCUUUGUGCAUGACGCGCACUCGGCUUGUCCGCUGCUGGGCAGCGCGCCCAUUGGCAAGGAACUGCAGCAGCUGCGCCUAAUUGCAAGUCUAAGUUGUUCUCGCAGUGGCACUUGUAGCUGAGAAACACGGACACACACACACACACACACGCAUAUUUUGUUUAAGUGUUAAGUGAAUUCGAGUAUUGCGCAUACGCCGUGUGGGCGGUGCACAGACAUACAUUUGAAUACACUUGCCAGCCUCGACAGCACUCCAAGUGCUGCUCAUUUAGCCUUUUCGCGAGCAGACAUUUAUGUUCUGCAUGAAGCGGCUUUAGUCGUCUGUCUGGGCAUAAGCCAUAGAGUUAUGUACCAAAAAUUAUGUAUUUAAUAAAAUUAGAUUUUUAUUUUUGA
This is a messenger RNA of Drosophila busckii, 2900 nucleotides long. RefSeq lists its product as uncharacterized. NCBI's taxonomy places the organism in Eukaryota, Metazoa, Arthropoda, Insecta, Diptera, Drosophilidae. The record is from RefSeq and is a predicted model, not a curated record. The coding region runs from base 94 to 2628 and encodes 844 amino acids. The transcript has a single exon.